Molecule: messenger RNA, 5069 nt
Organism: Cyprinus carpio (common carp)
Lineage: Eukaryota; Metazoa; Chordata; Actinopteri; Cypriniformes; Cyprinidae
Product: enhancer of mRNA decapping 3 homolog (S. cerevisiae)
Biological process (GO): deadenylation-independent decapping of nuclear-transcribed mRNA; P-body assembly
Cellular component (GO): P-body
Molecular function (GO): mRNA binding
Source: RefSeq, a predicted model, not a curated record
GUGGCAGUAAACAGAUUCAAAACUGCUACUCGCUCAGUGAAUCACAACAGAAGAAGCCUCUCACGCAUUCGAGCUCUUCAGAAGAGUUAAUAAAAAAUAAAUCUCAGUAUACCAGUUUUUUUGUUUAUUGAACGGAUUUACCUUUUGACAACAGCUGGUCAGAAUGGCAGCAGACUGGGUUGGCUGUCUUGUUUCUAUCAACUGUGGACCAACUUUAGGAGUGUAUCAAGGAGAAGUAUCUUCAGUGGAUCAGACCAGCCAGACCAUCUCUCUCAGACAUCCCUUCCACAAUGGAGUUAAGUGCACUGUGCCUGAGGUCACCUUCAGUGCCAUGGACAUUAAAGAUCUCAAAAUCCUGGAGAUCCGUAAGAGCUCCACUGAAGUCCCGAAGCUGAAUGGUUCAGACACCAACUCCACAUUGACUCCGCAGGGCGGACGCAAGGAUAAGGGUGGUGGUGGCGCCCCGGUCAAUAGCACUCCUGUGAUGGUACCUAAUAAAACUGAACCCAAAACGCAGGAAGGAGGGGUGUCUCCGGUGCCGCACUACUCAAAAAGUUACGGUGAACGUCACAUGGACAUGGCUGUCCAAAGUAAAGGCUUUAGACGAAGACACAACUCUUGGUCGUCUAGUUGCAGAGGCCCAAAUCAGGCCACACCCAAAAAGAAUGGGUUGAAGAACGGAGGUAAUAUGAAGAACAGAGACGAUGAGUGUUUUGGAGACGGUAUGGACGAUGUUCCCGAUGAGGACUUUGAUUUUGAGGGGAACCUGGCGCUGUUCGACAAGGCUGCGGUGUUCUCGCAGAUCGAUUCGUCAGAACGCCGAGGCAAUGGCGCGAGAUCUCGAGGAACGCCUGGAGAGCAAACGCCAUCACGAUACCGGCAUGACGAGAACAUCCUAGAGGCCAAACCCGUCGUCUACAGACAGAUCAUGGUUCCACAGAAUGGAACAAAAGAAUAUAGCACUGACUCAGGGCUGGUGGUACCCAGCAUCUCUUUCGACUUGCACAAGCGUUUAUUAGCUACGGCAGAAAGUCAUGGUCUGUCUCUGGAGCGCAGGCUGGAGAUGACGGGCGUAUGUGCAAGUCAGAUGGCCCUUACACUACUUGGAGGCCCGAACAGACUUACUCCAAAGAAUGUACAUCAGCGGCCCACGGUGGCCCUGCUGUGUGGACCACAUGUCCAGGGCGCUCAGGGCAUCAGCUGUGGCCGUCACUUGGCCAACCAUGAAGUGGAGGUCAUCCUUUUCCUGCCAAACUUCGUCAAGAUGUUGGAGGCCAUCACCAGCGAACUUGCACUUUUUGGGAAGACGGGAGGCAAACUGGUUUCUAAUGUGAAAGACUUGCCCGAGACGCCAGUUGACCUGGUCAUAAACUGCCUGGAUUCGCAUGAAAACGGAUUCUUGAGGGAGCAGCCCUGGUACAAGGCCGCCGCCGACUGGGCCAAUCAGAACCGAGCCCCGGUACUGAGCAUCGACCCUCCAGUAAGUGGACAGGCACAUGCCGUGGAAGCAAAAUGGUCACUUUCCCUGGGCCUCCCGCUGCCUCUAUCCGAGGGUGCCGGCAGAGUCUACCUGUGUGACAUCGGCAUUCCCCGACAGGUGUUCCAGGAAGUGGGGAUCAAAUACCACUCCCCCUUCGGAUGUAAAUUUGUCAUCCCGCUGCACUCCGAAUAAGCCGUUGACUAUCACGGUCAAGGCUCACUGAACCUGCCUUAAAGAUUUUAAGAAUGAACGGAUCUCGGUUUGAAUGUUGCAGCAGAACUGGAACUUCUCAGUCUGUAUUUUCUCAAGUUCUUCUAUACUUCUGUGAUGAUUCUCUUCAAAGGGAAGUGAUGGAAACGAUACCAGCUCUUGUGACAAACCUGAUAUGUUAAAAGCAGAACCAACAUCAGUAUACUCGCCAUCUGAUGCAUUCUAACAGUCUUACAAUAAUCUUUCAACCAGCCGUUUUAAUACACAAGGCUGAUUUCUUUUGGGGGGGGGUGUUAUGUCACAAAAACAGCAACUGGCUUACACUUAAAGGAUUAGUUCACUUUCAAAUUAAAAUUUCCUGAUAAUUUACUCACCCCCAUGUCAUCAAAGUCGAAAAGAAAUGAAGGUUUUUGAUGGAAACAUUCCAGGAUUCUUCUCCUUAUAGUGGACAUCAACAGCUACCAAACGGUUGAAGGUCAAAAUUAAUUUCAGUGCAGCUUCAAAAGGCUCUACACGAUACCAGACGAGGAAUAAGAGUCUUAUCUAGUGAAAUGAUUGUCAUUUUCUAAAAAAAAAAAAAAGAAAAAAUUAUAUUUAAUCUGCUCUGCAAUGCACAUCCAUGACUUCACUUAAUCACAUUGAAAAGGUCACGCGUGACGUAGACGGAAGUACUGACUCUGUUUACAAAUCGAACGUGCAAAGACUAAGUCACAUGCCAUUUACAAAAAAAUGUAGUAUGUGUCAUUGAAUAUACAACAACUUUUGAAUGGUCCUCCUCCUCCACAUUUGUAAACACUGACUUGAGUCGGUACUUCCGCCUACGUCAAGCGUGUCCUUUUCAACGUAAUAACAUGAAGUCGUGGACUCGCAUCGCAGAGCAGUGCAAGGCGAGCAUUUCUGUUUUUUAAAGCAUAUACAGUUUUUGUGUUUGCUUUUUUAAAUGACCGAUCGUUUCACUAGAGAAGACUCUUAUUCCCUGUCUGGUAUCGUGUAGAGCCCUUUGAAGCUGCACUGAAAUUAUUUUGACCUUCAACCAUUUGGUAGCCGUUGAAGUCCACUAUAAGGAGAAGAAUCCUGGAAUGUUUCCAUCGAAAACCUUAAUUUCUUUCCGACUGAAGAAAGAAAUGCAUAAACAUCUUGGUAAAUUAUCAGGAAAUUUUAAUUUGAAAGUAAACUAAUCCUUUAAUGCGACUUAAUUGGUCUUAUGGCAUUUUUGAAUCUUAUUUUAUCUCAAAAAAAGCUUUUAUUUCAUAAUCUAAUCGCAUUUGCUGACCUUAAUUUUUCCCAUAGAAAAUAAAUGUGCAUUAGAUGCACAUUCCCCCCUUUUUCUUUUUGUGCCAGAUUGAUCAAAGUCAGUGUUAAGGCACUGAUAUGGCAGUUUAUUGCAUGCAAAAUUUCUUACAAAGAGUUAUUUGCUUUGUUGACCAAGCCCAGUGUGCUGUAAAUAUGACAGAUCGACUGGGAUCUCAUCAGUGAUAAAUUGUUGCACACUUGAAUGGUAAGAUAAGUGUACUAAAAAACUAGUUUGUGAUAUUGGUUGCCAUUGGACCAAUACUGACCAUUUUAAGCAGUCGUUGGCCAAUACCACCAGUUUUCUCACGCUAAAAUUCAUUGCUGUGCUUUACCUCAUUUCCAUUAGUUUCAGUUCUCAGCGCUCAAAAAUAAGCAGCUUAUGAAAUCCUGUUUUAAAUGGGUUUCAUAUUGAGUCAGCAUGGCUUGUUUGGUUAGAUCAAACAAGGAUCUUUUAUUAAGAAAGAUGCUCCAUGUGUUGCAAUAAACCUGCUUGCUGAAAUCGAUUCGUGAUUUUAUUACAGGUUGUAUUUUUAUGCGCACAAACCCAUAACAAAGCAAAAAAAUCGGUGUGUGCUGCACACUCAGUUCUUUUGGGUAAUGAAUGAGUUUUUCAAAAGCACUGAUGAGGACAGGAGUGGAAAUGUUUGUUUGAAUCUGCAGAUUACCGUAUGCCUUCACAGUUAAAAUGAGAGGCACUUAUGACUCACAAAUCCUCUAUAAAAGAUCCAUAUGCAACAAUAAUGAGCUUAAAAUUGUUACAAAACUGACACCAGGAAAUAAUGUACUGCUUUCAUCAGACAAAUUUACUUUUUUACUAAAUGUUUUUUUCAUUGAAGCUUUAUUGUGACAUCUUCUGAAUUUGACUAGCGAAUAUUUUUUUUGUUUUUGUUUUUUCUCUCAAAAUUAAAUUAGAAGAUUUUUUUUCUAGUGUUUUAUCUCUGUUUUCUGUUCAAAAGCCACAUUCUUGAUUUUUUUUUUUUCCUUUGCUUUUUUUUUCGUUAGUUAAACUAUGUACAAUCUAGGGGUGACCUCACUAAAGUUGAUCGCCCCAGAUGUCUAAUUUUUUCUUGUCACAAGUGUUUAGAUAAACUAGAAACCAACAAACCUUACACAUCACCUUUUCUCAGUCAUGGGGAAAUUAUAAAAUGUGAAUAAUUGGCUUUUUUUCCCCCCUUUUCUUUUCACUGUUGAUGUUUGUGUCUAUAAGGUCAUUGGUGAAGCCUCUGUAGAGCUAUUUAGCUCCUUGAAAUUAGCUUUUGAGCUUAAAAACAAAAGAUUGAAUGAGAGGCCGUUAUUGGACGCAUUAAUAAGUUAAUGAUACUAAUGCGAUUGCACUGUCACAGUCUUAUAGUGUAUAGAUACAGAUAAUAGAACAUGUAUGUCUAAUAAUAAACAGCAAAUCCAGCACUAAAAGAGCUUAAAAAUGGUGCCAAAAUCACUUGCUGGGUUUUUACGCUAAAAAAAUAUUACUGCUGUACAAUUUGUUUUUUUUCCAUUUGGUUUGCAAAAAACAAAACAAAUUGGUUCUAAUUGAUAAUAGUUAGAGAGCCCAGUCGUAAUGUUCAGUUGAGUAUUGUUUGAUACCCAAGCACUACAUGUGCUUACAUGUUUGUUAAAAUGUAGUUUGAUAUAAAUCAUUCCUGUGUAGGAGUUUGCUUCUAAAAUCUGACCAAACUCUUUUUGAGCAAUUUAAAAAAAAAAAAAAUUGUGAAAACAUUUUGUUGUUAUCUGGUGACAGUGAUGUCAUCAAACAUGCCUCUGAAGGCUUGAGGGGGUUUUGUUCAGUAUCAGAAUUUGAAAGCUACUUUUUGUUUUCUUUCCACUGGUUUCCGUUCUUACGCCUUUUUCUUCACAAAAGCAUGAGAUAAAGGUUGUUUGCGUUGCGUAAUUUUAUCAUUUAUCUCUGCACCUGUUGUAUAAGGCGAAACACGAUUCAGUACUGGUUUAGACAACAACAUUGUUACUAUUAAUUGUGAAUUAGUGACAUAUCUGUUCGGCAUAGUUCUAAUAUCACUGGAAACCUUACAAGCUUAACAUUGUCAACUUUGAAGUGUAAAGACUGAAUAAAUAAAGAAAAUGGAAACAA